UGACGGCCAUACCCAUUGUACAGUGUCCACACGUUGAUGGAUAGCGUUACUCAUUGCAGCAAGAGAGAACCACCGACAAAAUGACCAAACCCGUCCUCUCCACUUCCACUUCCACUUCAAUCUCAGUACUAGUCAUCUUCUUAGGUUUUAUUUUCUUCUCAUCACCAUCAAUUGAAGCAUCCACAGACCCAACGCCGACGCCAUGGCCUCUCCAGUUCCACUCGAUUCUGUUCAUGAACUACAGUGGAUCCCUCUCCCUAAUUGAUCUCUGGUACGAUUGGCCCAAAGGUCGCAACUUUAACAUCAUCCAAGACCAGCUGGGGAAGCUUCUCUAUGAUCUUGAGUGGAACAACGGGACUUCUUUCCUUUACACUCUUGACUCCAACAAAGAGUGCAGGUCGGCUCAGCUGGAGGUAGGGAUUCUCAGGCCUAACUGGCUUGACGGAGCAACCUAUCUAGGUCAGCGCCACGUGGAUGGUUUCCUCUGCAACGUGUGGGAGAAGGUGGAUUUCAUUUGGUACUACGAAGAUGUUGUCACUAAGAGGCCAGUUCACUGGGUCUUUUACACUGGGAGGGAGGCUCACGUGAUGACGUUUGAAGUUGGAGCUACGCUUGUGGAUGCUAAAUGGCAAGCCCCUGUCUACUGCUUUGGCCAUCAAAAUGGAGGAAAUAGAAACAAUCCUAUGAUUGCUGAGUCUGCUAUUACUGGAACUUCACACCAAAGCUUAUUGGAUGGAGUUCUAAGGGGUUCUCUGAGCCUCUCGAUGUGAUACGGUCUUUGUCAUGGUAAUAAACAUUUUCUGUCAAAAUUUAGUCAAUAAUGGUAAUAAGAUUGAGUUCUCUUCAGUUCACUUUC
Messenger RNA from Tripterygium wilfordii, 856 nucleotides. RefSeq lists its product as uncharacterized. The record is from RefSeq and is a predicted model, not a curated record. The transcript has 2 exons. Bases 81 to 770 code for a protein of 229 amino acids. NCBI's taxonomy places the organism in Eukaryota, Viridiplantae, Streptophyta, Magnoliopsida, Celastrales, Celastraceae.